Molecule: messenger RNA, 927 nt
Organism: Oppiella nova
Lineage: Eukaryota; Metazoa; Arthropoda; Arachnida; Sarcoptiformes; Oppiidae
Source: the annotation of a GenBank genome assembly
UCGGUACAUAACACGGGCGGGAGUCUCAAAGUGAACGGUGCGGUCAUUGAGUUCAAUGAGUGCGACUCAUUGGUGCUAAUACUGAGCGCCGGCACUGAUUAUGUAUUAGACGACUCGAAAAAGUUUAAGUCCGGCGAAGACCCUCUCAAUCACGUGAACGACUGGAUCUCAAAGGCGUCCCAAAAGUCAUACGACGACCUCCGGAGUCAACACUUGAAUGACUUCCACGGGUGGUUAAAUCGUGUUGACCUGGAUUUGGGACAGUCGUCGGACCAGCAGAAAGGGAUGCCUACAAUUAAACGUAAGGUCGAAGCGGUCAAUAAAUUUGAUCCCGACUUCGAGGAAACCUUUUUCCAAUUCGGACGGUAUCUCAUGAUAUCGUCGUCCCGUCAAAUACUUCCCGGCAAUUUACAGGGCCUAUGGAACGACAAUAAUAGCCCGGCCUGGCACGCAGACUAUCACAUGGAUAUUAAUAUAGAAAUGAACAACUGGCCCGCAGAGAUAACUAACCUUGCUGAAUGUCAUAUGCCACUAUUCAAUCUGAUUCGCAGUCAACUGAAUAGUUGGCGCAAAUGUACGCGAAAAUCAGAUGUAUUGCUCACACCUCUGGGCAAACACUCAUCAAAAGGUGUGGCCGUUGCCGGUCAGCACAAUAUCUACGGAGGAAUGGGAACAAAAAUGGACUGGGAUAAGACAAACACGGCUUGGUAUGCGCAACACUUUUGGGAACAUUACGCGUUCGGAAUGGAUAAGACAUUCCUGAAGGACAUCGCCUACCCUUUCCUGAAAGAGGUGUCGGAGUUUUGGGACGAACAGCUCAAGACUGUUACGAAAGGCACUAAAGAACAGAUCGGAAAACUGGUUGUCCCUAACGGGUGGUCAUCAGAACACGGACCCCAUGAGGACGGAUGCAGUUAUAAUCAGGAA